GCCCGCGCGGCCGGGCGGUCACGUGCGGCGGCGCUGAGGGGACGCGGGGCCGGGGCUGUGCGGCGCCAUGGGGCAGUGCGGCAUCACCUCCUCCAAGACCGUCCUCGUCUUCCUCAACCUCAUCUUCUGGGCAGCAGCAGGCAUCCUGUGCUACGUGGGAGCCUAUGUGUUCAUCACAUACGAUGACUACGAUCACUUCUUUGAAGAUGUCUACACGCUAAUCCCAGCUGUUAUCAUCAUCGCUGUGGGAACGCUGCUUUUUAUUAUUGGGCUUAUUGGGUGCUGCGCUACCAUUCGAGAGAGUCGCUGUGGGCUGGCUACGUUUGUGAUCAUCUUGCUCUUGGUUUUUAUCACCGAAGUUGUGGUCGUGGUUCUUGGAUACAUUUACAGAGCAAAGGUGGAGGAUGAAGUGGAUCACAGCAUUCGCAAAGUCUACAAUGGAUACAAUGGGACAAAUCCUGAUGCAGCCAGUCGUGCCAUUGACUAUGUACAGAGGCAGCUGCGCUGCUGUGGGAUCCAUAACUAUUCAGACUGGGAGAAUACUGUCUGGUUCAAACAAACUAAAAACAACAGUGUGCCCCUCAGCUGUUGCAAAGCAGCCCUCAGCAAUUGCACUGGCAGUUUGACUCGCCCCAUGGACCUUUAUUCAGAGGGGUGUGAGGCUCUGGUGGUAAAGAAGCUUCAGGAGAUCAUGAUGUAUGUCAUCUGGGCAGCACUAGCAUUUGCUGCUAUUCAGCUUCUGGGCAUGUUGUGUGCCUGCAUAGUUCUAUGUAGGAGGAGUCGGGAUCCUGCCUACGAGCUUCUCAUUGCUGGUGGAACCUAUGCCUAGAAGAGAAUUCAAACAUGCAGUUCAAUCUUCCCCCACUUCUGUGGAAGGUGAAUGGGCCAGGCUGGCCUCCAUAGCUUUCUUGCCCCAAGCUUAGUCCAAGCACACCUUUCAGCCGUGAGGGCAGCCGCACUGGGCACUGGUGACGGGCAAAACAGCAGCUUUACACAAACCCAUAGAAUUACCUGUGACUGCCACUGUUUUAGCCAGCUAUUCAUGUAUCUAAAUGUUUUAGUAUGCUAGUAAACUUUCUAAUUUCAGAACCAUUUGCGAGUUAAGUGUAAUUUGGUUGAUAUGAAAGUCAAAGGAUGUGUGCUUAUGUUGGUAGAUUACCUCUAAGCAUUAACUGGCUGAUUCUUGCAUAUAGAGAAGAUGUCUUAAACCUUCACUACAUGGAAUUUUUCUGGCCAAAGUUGUACAAAGGAAGCCAGCUGUAUUUAAUUUGAGAAGAAAAAAUGUUUUAAUCUUGCCCUUCACCAGUGUCACUUUUAAAAAAGAAAAAAACACUUAAGUCCGGUAUGCUUUAUAUAUAAAGAAAUUGUAAAAAAACAACAAAAAAAAAAACCAACAAAACUAACUGAUUUUAGGAUUAUGUGACUGCAGUUUUGACCUUCAGAGAUUGAAUCUUUCAAACAUUAGUGGUUUAAAAUACAAGCUGGCUUUUCAGGAGUAUAAUGUAUGCACUACUGUUCUAUAAUGAAAUAUUUCAUUUUUCUAUGAAGAGCGUUUUAUGUGUUGAGUGAACUGUUAGACUGUAGACCUUCAAUUGGUUUGGAAACAAUGUAGCUAUGUAGAGUAGCAGAGUAGUAUGUGAAAGUGAUCUCAACUGUAAAUAGUAAAUCUGAUUAAAUAAAUCUCUGUAUAUCCUCCCUAUAAA
Molecule: messenger RNA, 1703 nt
Organism: Sturnus vulgaris (Common starling)
Lineage: Eukaryota; Metazoa; Chordata; Aves; Passeriformes; Sturnidae
Gene: TSPAN3
Product: tetraspanin 3
Cellular component (GO): plasma membrane
Source: RefSeq, a predicted model, not a curated record